Messenger RNA from Yarrowia lipolytica CLIB122, 1374 nucleotides. RefSeq lists its product as uncharacterized. NCBI's taxonomy places the organism in Eukaryota, Fungi, Ascomycota, Dipodascomycetes, Dipodascales. The record is from RefSeq and is a predicted model, not a curated record.
AUGAGCUCGUGGCGAUUAAUACUCGCGCUGGUGAUAUCGACGCUGGUCACGUGCCUUAUGUUUGCCGAGGCGCUGGUGGUGCGUCCCAACUUCUACUCGGCCUGCAUUUCACUCACCCAGUCCAACUCCAAGAAGUCCGUCUUGCUGGCCACCAUUCUCACACACAUCUUUUGUGCGCGCAAGCUGCUAAUGCGCAUCUUCUACGGAGAGCUGCGGGCCGUCGAGGAGCAACACACUGGCGAAAAGCUGUGGUACUCGGGCACAGAGAUUCUGUUUGCCAUUGCUGUGUUCCACAAGGAGCUGUCCCAAGUCCACUACGCCUCCAUCUUCACAUUUGUGUGGCUGGUUAAGUCGCUGCACUGGGUGGCCGAGGACCGGGUUGAUCUACUGUUCACCACAGGCGAGUCCGACUGGGCCCAUGUCCGGUAUCUCAGCACCCUGACGGUGUUGUGUGCCACCGACGUGUACCUGCUCAACUCCUUCUACCCGCACAUUGACUUUGACUUCAGCAAGUUUUCCACCGGCGUGGAACAAGGCAUCUGGGUGAUUUUGGCACUGGAGAUCGGCCUGGUGCUCAACUCCAUUGCCCUGUGCCACAACAAGUACCUCAUUUCCAUGCGGGAACGGUACUUUUUGCGCCAGAACCCCAACGACGAGACCUGGACCCACAAGAAGGACUGGCUGUUUGCCGCCGAGGCUGCGUCAGACCUCAUCCAGAUCGCCAUGUUCUGUAUCUUCUUUGUUCUCAUCUCGUCGUCCCACGGCAUGCCCAUCUUCAAGUUCCGAGACGCCGUGGUCUCCGUGCUCAAUCUUGUUUCACGUGUCAAGGGCUACUACAACUACCGAGUUCUUACCCGGCAAGUCGACUCCUUCACCACUACGCCCAGUGAAGACGAUUUGGCCCGAAACCAGACGUGCAUCAUCUGCUUUGAAGACAUGGAGCUCGUGGAGGAGCCCAAGCAACUGGUGCCUAAAAAGCUGUCGUGCGGUCACGUGCUCCACAACGGCUGUUUGAAGCACUGGCUCGAGAGGUCCAAGCUCUGUCCUACAUGCCGACGAAACGUCUUCACUGCUCCAGAGGUGGUGGCCACCACUACCGUGGCCCAGGUUACACAAGUCACAGUUCCCGUGGCUCCGCAGGUUGCAGAUCACCCCGCGUGGGUGGAGCAGGCUGUGCAGUCACAAAGCAGCUCUACCUCUGAGUCGUCAUCAAACGACGCUCAUGCCCACCACAAGCUCAAGCUCCGACAAAGUGCCAUUGAGGCGGGUGUGCAUGACUCGUGGGAAGUCUUUCCGACCCGGCGAAACAACAAAAACCAGGUGGAGCUGUGUUUGGGAGAGGGAAGAUGGGCCGUUCUUGAAACUGUCUAUUAG